AUGACAAAGAUCACUGCCACAACAACAAUAGAACCAUCUUACAAGCACUACCCCGCCAAGAAACUAUCCAUCAUCGCAGCUCCCUUCUCCGGAGGCCAAUCCAAACUGGGUGUCGAGAAGGGCCCCACUUUCAUGCUCAAGCACGGUCUUCAACAUCAAUUAACCAAUCUCGGAUGGACCACCCAGGUGCAGCACCCAUUCUCUCAAGAGGACUACUCCACUCGAGUGAAAUCGGACACAAAGGAUAUGUUGGCCCAUAUCAAGAGACCACAGUUAGUAGGUGAAGCAGCACAAUUAGUUUACGGAGCCGUCCAGGAGGCAUUAUCUCACAAUGAAUUCCCGCUAACUUUGGGAGGAGAUCACUCAAUCGCUAUGGGGACCGUCUCCGCUACUGUUGAAAAAUAUCCCGACGUUGGUGUCCUCUGGAUCGACGCUCACGCUGAUAUUAAUACGUUGGACUCCACGGAUUCAGGUAAUUUGCACGGUUGUCCCGUGAGUUUCCUCAUGGGGUUGAACAAGACGGGGAAAUUGGAAUGUCCACCCUCGUUACAAUGGGUUCCUGCUAAUUUAAAACCAGAAAAGAUUGUAUACAUAGGUUUGAGAGAUAUCGAUGCUACAGAGAAGGAAAUUUUGAAAGAACAGGGGAUCAAUGCCUUUUCCAUGUAUCAUGUGGAUAAAUUCGGAAUUAACAAAGUCAUUGAGAUGGCUUUGAUGUUAUUACACCCGGAAACUGCCGGGGUGGGACCCAUUAUGUGUUCAUAUGACGUGGAUGCAUUGGAUCCACUGUUUGUUCCAGCAACAGGGACCCCAGUGAGAGGUGGGUUGACUCUAAGGGAGGGAUUGUUCUUAGUAGAACGUCUGGCUGAAACUGGGGAUUUGGUCGGUUUGGAUAUCGUCGAGGUUAAUCCAGAUUUGGCUGCUCAUGACGUGCAUGUCUCAGAUACCAUUGCUGCAAGUUGCGCCAUUGCAAGGUGUGCACUAGGUGAAACUUUGCUAUAA
Naumovozyma castellii is the source of this 999-nucleotide messenger RNA. RefSeq names its product arginase (gene CAR1). The transcript has a single exon. The record is from RefSeq and is a predicted model, not a curated record. Lineage: Eukaryota; Fungi; Ascomycota; Saccharomycetes; Saccharomycetales; Saccharomycetaceae. The coding region runs from base 1 to 999 and encodes 332 amino acids.